This is a messenger RNA of Chelmon rostratus (copperband butterflyfish), 1158 nucleotides long. RefSeq names its product G protein-coupled receptor 45 (gene gpr45). Gene Ontology annotation, biological process: G protein-coupled receptor signaling pathway. The transcript has a single exon. The coding region runs from base 1 to 1158 and encodes 385 amino acids. Gene Ontology annotation, cellular component: membrane. The record is from RefSeq and is a predicted model, not a curated record. NCBI's taxonomy places the organism in Eukaryota, Metazoa, Chordata, Actinopteri, Chaetodontiformes, Chaetodontidae. Gene Ontology annotation, molecular function: G protein-coupled receptor activity.
AUGGCCUUCAGUAAUGAAACCCUGCUGGAGGAGUGUGACUUCAUGGAGCCGGAUAAAGCAGAGGAGGCAGCAGAAAAUCUCCCGUCAGAUGCGACUCCCGUCAUAUCAGUCACUCUGCGUGUGACCCUGGCAGCCAUAAUGAUCUUUAUGAUUACUAUUGGUUUCCUCGGCAACGCGAUCGUGUGUCUGAUUGUUUACCAGAAACCUGCCAUGCGUUCUGCUAUCAAUCUCCUCCUCGCCACGUUGGCCUUUUCGGACAUAAUGCUCUCUCUGCUCUGCAUGCCCUUCACUGCAGUCACUGUGGCCACUGCUGACUGGAGCUUUGGGAGCGGCUUCUGUCGAGCGUCCAUCAUGCUGUACUGGCUGUUCGUCCUGGAGGGGGUGUCCAUACUCCUCAUAAUCAGCGUGGACCGUUUCCUCAUCAUUGUGCAGCGGCAGGACAAGUUGACCCCACACAGAGCUAAACUGUUGAUUGCAGGCUCGUGGGUGCUGAGCCUGUGCGUGUCUCUGCCGUCUGUAGUCGGGUGGAGGACAGGUGCGGCAGGUAUUGGGGGCGCCUGGGCGCCGCAGUGUGUGCUGGGAUACAGUGAUUCUCUGGCGGACCGUGGAUACACAGUGCUGUUGGCAGUAGCUGUAUUCUUUGUGCCAUUUGCUGUCAUGCUCUACUCCUACAUGUGCAUCCUCAACACAGUGCGCCGCAACACCCUGCGCAUCCACAACCACACCAGUGAGCAUUCCUGCCUGCCAGCCCUCAACCAAGUCAGCAAAAUGAGACUCACCGGGCUGCAGCGGCCCCCUCAGAUCAAGGUGGACAUGAGCUUCAAGACCCGAGCCUUCACCACCAUCCUCAUCCUCUUUGUCGGCUUCUCCGUGUGCUGGUUGCCGCACACGGUGGUCAGCUUGCUGGCCGUGUUCAGCCGGCAGUUCUACUACAGCUCCGUCUUCUACCCUGUCAGCAUAGGCGCUCUGUGGCUCAGCUACCUGAAGACGGUAUUCAACCCGGUCAUCUACUGCUGGAGGAUCAGAAAGUUCAGGGAGGCCUGUCAGGAGUUCAUUCCCAAGAGCUGCAGACUGUGUCCCAGAGUGCCGGGCAGGAGCCGCAGGAGAGUGAGGCCCAGCAACAUCUAUGUGUGCAGCGAGACUCAGUCAGCGGUGUGA